UCAAUAUCAAAUCAAGCUCACAGCUCCAAGUAGUAACAGCUACCAAAAACAAAAAACCAACAAUCAACAUGAAAUUCUUCGCCGUCUGCUUCUUCGCUGUUGUGGCCGUGGCUGCUGCCAAGCCCGGAAUCGUGGCUCCUCUGGCCGCCGCUCCUCUGGCCUAUACCGCUCCGGCUGUGGUGGGCAGUGCCGCCUACGUGGCUCCCUACGCCUCCAGCUACACCGCCAACACGGUGGCCCACAGCGCCGCCUUCCCCGCCGCCUACACCGCUGCUUACACCGCUCCCAUUGCCGCCGCCUAUACCGCCCCCGUUGCUGCCGCCUAUACUGCUCCAGUGGCCCGCUUUGCCGCCCCCUACGCCGCCGCCUACACCUCCCCCCUGGCCUACAGCUCGCCCUAUGUGGCCAGUCCCUACAUCGCCACCGCUGCCGCUCCUCUGCUGCUGAAGAAGUAAAUCAACAGAUUGUGAUUCCUACGGAAAAUAUUUCCCUGUGAGCUUGGCUCAUAGCUUGGCAUUUAUUUUUCUAGACCUCAAGAGAAGAUUUUGUAUGCAAAUUAAACUAUCUGAAAUUUAAA
Molecule: messenger RNA, 577 nt
Organism: Drosophila takahashii
Lineage: Eukaryota; Metazoa; Arthropoda; Insecta; Diptera; Drosophilidae
Product: vitelline membrane protein Vm26Ab
Source: RefSeq, a predicted model, not a curated record